Messenger RNA from Aureobasidium subglaciale EXF-2481, 4113 nucleotides. RefSeq lists its product as uncharacterized. Gene Ontology annotation, molecular function: phosphoribosylformylglycinamidine synthase activity. Gene Ontology annotation, biological process: 'de novo' IMP biosynthetic process. NCBI's taxonomy places the organism in Eukaryota, Fungi, Ascomycota, Dothideomycetes, Dothideales, Saccotheciaceae. Bases 1 to 4113 code for a protein of 1370 amino acids. The transcript has a single exon. The record is from RefSeq and is a predicted model, not a curated record.
AUGGUAUCACAAACACCUUACCUUGCUCUGCCGGGCUCAUCGGCCUUCUCUGGCUUCCGCACUGCUCGCCUUGCCGCCGCAAUCGGCGCAACUGAAGUGCGCGGAGUAUGGAUGCACUACGUGAAUCCCAACCAGGAGCUCACUGAAGAAGAAUCAAAGAUUCUGGAUCAGCUUCUCAAGUACGGAAGUCAAUUGUCUACCCAAGACAGACUCUCACAAGUUCUCCUUGACGCUGUUCACCGUGGCGGUGAUGCCAGAGACGACACCACCCGCCUUUACUAUGUUUCUCCUAGAGCCGGAACCAUCUCACCAUGGAGCUCAAAGGCAACCUCAAUUGCCCAUGUCUGCGGUCUCGAGAAGCAGAUCAAGCGCAUUGAGCGCGGUAUGGUCAUUGCUGCAAGCUUCAAGGACGCUCCUGCAAAGGACAACAUCCCCAAUCCUGACAUGCUUCACGACCGUAUGACUCAAACCAUCGAAUCUGGACCUCCGGAUCUCAAUCUGAUGUUCGCCGAGGGUGCGCCUGCCCAAGCUCAGGAAAUUGAGCUAUUUGCCGAAGGCAGCUCUCCUAAGGAGGCACUUCAGAAGGCCAACCGCACACUUGGCCUGGCUCUCGAUGCAUCCGAGAUCGACUACCUGGUUGACGCCUAUGCUAACCAACUCAAGCGUAACCCUAUCGACGUUGAGCUUUUCAUGUUUGCCCAGGUCAACUCGGAGCACUGCAGACACAAGCAGUUCAACGCAGACUGGACGAUCGACGGUAUGCGCAAGCCUCACAGUCUGUUCGGCAUGAUCAGAAACACUCACAAGAAGCACCCUGAGUACGUUGUUAGCGCUUACAGCGACAACGCAGCCGUUCUUCAGGGUGAGAACGCCAGUCUCUGGGCCCCCGAGCACUCUACUGGUGAAUGGAAGCAGACCAAGGAAGUUGUCCACUUCUUGGCCAAGGUCGAGACUCACAACCACCCCACUGCAGUUUCUCCCUACCCUGGAGCAGCCACCGGAUCUGGAGGUGAAAUCCGUGAUGAAGGCGCUGUUGGACAGGGCUCAAAGCCCAAAGCUGGUCUCUCUGGUUUCACCGUUUCUGACCUUCUCAUUCCCGGUCACGAGCAGCCAUGGGAGAUGGAUGUCGGAAGACCCGGCCACAUCGCCAGCGCUUUGGACAUCAUGCUCGAAGCUCCUAUCGGUAGCGCAGCAUUCAACAACGAGUUCGGAAGACCUUGCACAACUGGUUACUUCCGUACCCUGACUACCGAAGUUCCCAUAGACGAUAACACCACUGAAAUCAGAGGUUACCACAAGCCUAUUAUGCUUGCAGGUGGUGUUGGUACUGUUCGUCCUCAGCACGCCCUCAAGUCUGAGGACUUUGUCAGCGCUGGCGCUUCUCUCAUUGUUCUUGGUGGACCUGCCAUGCUAAUCGGUCUGGGAGGUGGCGCAGCCUCAAGCGUUCAAUCCGGCGAGAGCAACGUCGAUCUUGACUUCGCCAGUGUCCAGAGAGGCAACGCCGAGGUUCAGAGACGUGCUCAGGAAGUUAUCAACACUUGCACAUCCCUUGGUUCAAACAACCCCAUCCAGCUCAUCCACGAUGUUGGUGCUGGUGGUUUGUCAAACGCUCUUCCUGAGAUCGUCCACGAUGCCGGACUCGGUGCCAAGUUCGAGCUGAGAGAAAUCGAUAAUGCUGACCGCAGCCUCAGCCCUCUACAAAUCUGGUGCUGUGAGGCCCAGGAGCGUUACGUCAUGGCCGUCUCUCCCGAGGGCCUUGAGCUCUUCAAGAAAAUCUGUAAGCGCGAGAGAUGCGGUUUCUCCGUUGUUGGACAAGCCAGCGACCGCGCUUCAAAGGAGGAGAAGCGUUUGAUUUUGAUGGACCGCGACUCUGAGAAGUAUCCCACACCUAUCGACCUUCCCAUGUCGAUCCUCUUCGGAAAGCCUCCCAAGAUGUCCAGAAUCGUGGAGUCUAGAAAGCUCAAGCUUCCUCGUUUCGACAGCACCCUUGCCACUUACCUCCCCAAGAUGUCCACCAAGGAUGUCUUUGGCGAGGCUGUCAAGCGUGUUCUUUCGCUGCCUUCCGUUGGUUCCAAGUCGUUCCUAAUCACCAUUGCUGACAGAUCGGUCGGCGGUCUUGUUGUUCGCGAUCAGAUGGUCGGUCCUUGGCAGACUCCCGUCGCAGAUGUGUCGGUCACCGCUACCUCGCUUCUGCCUGGUGUCAAGACUGGUGAGGCUAUGGCUAUGGGUGAGCGUCCUUCGCUCGCUCUCAUCUCUGCCGCUGCUUCAGCCCGUAUGUCGGUUGCAGAGUCUCUGAUGAACUUGGCCGCUGCCAGCAUCCCUGACAGGCUCAAGCGCAUUCGCCUUUCAGCCAACUGGAUGGCCGCCGGUGGCCACCCUGGUGAGGGUGCCGCUCUCUACGAGGCCGUGGAGGCUAUCGGUAUGGAGCUCUGCCCCGAGCUUGGUAUUUCCAUCCCCGUCGGCAAGGACUCUAUGUCCAUGAAGAUGAAGUGGCAGGACGAGAAGACCAAGGAGGCCAAGGAGGUCACCGCCCCAAUGUCUGUGGUCAUCUCCGCCUUCGCUCCAGUCGACCACAUCAACCGCACAUGGACUCCCACUCUGUCAAGACUCGAGGACGUUGGUGAGACUGUUCUCCUCUUUGUUGACCUUGCUGCUGGUAAGAAGGCAAUGGGAGGUUCUGCUCUUGCUCAAGUCUUUGGCAAGCUCGGUAACGAGGCUCCUGACGUCCGCGACGCUGAGGUUCUCAAGGACUUCUAUGAUGCUGUCGAGUCGCUCCAUGAGUCCGGCAUCGUUCUUGCCUACCACGACCGCUCUGACGGUGGUCUCUUCACUACUCUCGUUGAGAUGAUGUUCGCUGGCCGCACUGGUCUCGAGAUCAUGCUCGACGGUAUCUCCCAGUCUGACAAGACUGAGGACGUGCUUGAGGCUCUGUUCAAUGAAGAAAUUGGCGCCGUCUUCCAAGUCAAGAAGAAGGAUGAGAUCGAGUUCAACAGAUGCUUCUCCAGCUGUGGACCUCCUCCCGGUAUGAUCAAGAAGAUCGGAAGAGUUCCUGCUGCCACCAAGCAAGAUAUCUCCUUCCAUUACAAGACAGAAGUUAUCUACAGAGAGACCCGCCAAAACCUCCAGAAGACCUGGCAAACCACUUCCGUGGCUAUGCAGCGUCUUAGAGACAACCCUGAAUGUGCCGACGUUGAGAUGGCCAACAUUGCGGACGACAAGGAUCCCGGUCUUUCGUACAAGCUUACUUUCAACCCCAAGGACAACAUCUUGCCCUUGACUACUACCAUCUCGUCAGCUAUCAGCGCUAAGCCUCGUGUUGCCAUUCUGCGUGAGCAGGGUGUUAACGGUCAAGCUGAGAUGGCUUUCGCUUUCAACUGCGCCGGCUUCUCGCCCAUUGACGUUCACAUGAGUGACAUUCUCUCUGGUCGCGUCUCGCUUGCAUCGUUCGUUGGUCUCGCAGCCUGCGGUGGUUUCUCAUAUGGUGACGUUCUUGGCGCUGGUCAAGGUUGGGCCAAGAGCAUCCUGCUCCACUCGGGUGCUCGCAAAGAGUUCAAGGACUUCUUUGAGAGAAAGGACACCUUCACCCUCGGUGUCUGCAACGGCUGUCAGUUCUUGUCCCGCCUGACAGACAUCAUUCCUGGUGCCGAGACCUGGCCCACGUUUGAGACCAACGUCAGCGAGCAAUACGAGGCUCGUGUCUGUAUGGUUGAGGUGAUGGAUCAACCCAAGCAGCCCAGUGUCUUUUUGAACGGCAUGGCUGGAUCCUACAUCCCUAUCAUCACAGCUCACGGUGAGGGUCAAGCCACUUUCGACACCAGCGCAGCAUCAUCUGCCAGCCCUCAGGCUCUGAUGAACGAGGGUCUUGUCUCUAUGCGCUACGUCGACAACUACCUGAAGCCUACUGAGCAGUACCCCUACAACCCCAACGGAUCUCCUAUGGGUAUCACUGGAGUCAGAACUCCUGACGGUCGUGUCCUGGCCAUGAUGCCUCACCCUGAGCGUACCAUUCUCAAGGAAGUCGGCAGCUGGAUGCCCAAGGACCAGUCCGACACUUGGGGCGAGUUUGGCCCCUGGGUCAGAAUGUUCAAGAGUGCCAGAAAAUGGGUUGGUUAG